CGACAGAAAUCGGGGAAGUUCUUCGUGCAGCCAGCGGCUCGCUGUUGCUAAACAACCGAGACGAUCUUAUAUUGUUUAAACAACAUAAUGCCCAAGGUGAAAAGGAGUAGGAAACCACCUCCAGAUGGUUGGGAGCUCAUAGAGCCGACUCUUGACGAGCUGGACCAGAAAAUGCGCGAAGCUGAAACCGAGCCUCAUGAGGGCAAGCGUAAGGUUGAGUCUCUAUGGCCAAUCUUCCGACUUCAUCACCAACGCAGCCGUUACAUUUUCGACCUUUUCUACAAGAGGAAGGCCAUCAGUCGAGAGCUUUAUGAAUAUUGCAUCAGAGAGAGCUAUGCAGACAAGAAUCUGAUUGCCAAAUGGAAAAAACAGGGCUAUGAAAAUCUGUGCUGUCUGCGGUGCAUUCAGACGCGCGACACAAACUUUGGAACAAAUUGCAUAUGCAGAGUUCCCAAGGGCAAGCUUGAAGUGGGUCGUAUCAUUGAGUGCACUCACUGUGGAUGCAGAGGAUGCUCUGGAUGAGUCAAGAGGGCAACAACUUUUUGAACUUACUGAACUUUGAUUUGUAUUUUUAAUACAUUUAUUGGGUUGUCAUUACGAUGUUUAAAUUAUAUGAUUGUAUGUGUAUGCUUUUUUUUUUUUUUUCAUCAUUAUUUGUAUUAAACUGUGAUGUGUCUUAAUUAUUCUGGGUUACACUGUCCAAUCUCGUGCUUUGAGUGUGUGCUUCCAUGAAGUAUGUUGUAUAAGCAUGCUCUGGUAAAAGGAAUAAGGUAGAAUAUCUCAUACAAAUCAGAAAUUUUGUGUAUGUAAAAAAUUUUUUGUAUGAAUGUUUAAAUUAUUUAUUUUAUAUGUGCAUUGUUAACUGCCUACCCACUGCAGAGUGGCAGCAAAAAUAUCCUUAAUAUCAAUGUAAAAUAUCAGUUUUCAGAUCAGUCCCUAGCAGGUUUAAGAAUGAUCUUUUAAUGAAAUUGAUGUUAGAAAAACAAAGUAGGUGUUAUCAGCUUUAUCUCGGAAGGAAUGAGGGUACGUCUCCAUAUCCUGACCUUUUCAGAAUUACCACUUCCUUUUUGAAAACAAAGAUGAAAACAUACAAGUCAGGGUCAAAGAGAAAAUCUUCCUGAUUCAUCAGCUAUCUUCUAUAUUUUCUUUA
This is a messenger RNA of Sinocyclocheilus rhinocerous, 1150 nucleotides long. RefSeq names its product BUD31 homolog (gene bud31). The transcript is spliced from 4 exons. NCBI's taxonomy places the organism in Eukaryota, Metazoa, Chordata, Actinopteri, Cypriniformes, Cyprinidae. Gene Ontology annotation, biological process: mRNA splicing, via spliceosome. The record is from RefSeq and is a predicted model, not a curated record. Gene Ontology annotation, cellular component: nucleus; spliceosomal complex. Bases 88 to 522 code for a protein of 144 amino acids.